AUUGUGAUUCUCUGCCAAGUUGAGUUACACGUCAGUAGGGAACCGGUACUGGUGAGUGGACGUGUACCGUGCACGUCAGGCGGUUCCCGGAUGCACCAAACAGAAACAUGGAACGGGUAGUGGUGGAAGUGCCGAUCAACAACGGUUUCCCCCUCGCUUGUCCUUCCACAACCCCACGAAAGCGGCAGGUGCGGUUUUCAGCACGCCAUGACAUCAUCCUUCUGCGAGAGGUUAUUGCACAGAAUCCCUUUGCCUCCAAAGAGCCAGGACGGAUUUGGGCACGCGUGGGUGAGAUUAUCACUGCUGCCCUCCAAGAGGAAAACUUUGAGGUGGAUGCCAGGAGAUGUAGGGAGAGAACCAUGCUGCUGCUAGACUACUACAAGAAACAAGACUUUCCCAGCCUACGCAGGUUUGGAACAGAGAGAUUGUAUGCCCAGAAGGAGGAUCUGCUCCAUGAAGUUUUGGAGCUGGAAGCUGAGAAGGGACUCAUAGUCAGCAAUGAUGGCACAAAGUACCAGGAUGAAGAGCGGAGAAAUCGAGUCGCAGAAGAACUAACUCUACCAGAACAGGACAAACCCAACAUCACAAUCCCGCAAACAACCACUGCAGAACAAGAAGAAGAGCGUGAGGAAAUGACAGAGCUGUCAGCAGCACCCACAGCCAAGCGGCCCUGCCAGUGCUGCUGCCAGACCUACUCUGAGAUUCUCAGCUUCUUGGAGAAACGCUCAGAGGCGGAGCAGCGGCUUCGAGAAGAAGAGCUCGCCUUGCGCCGAGAGGAACUGGAGAUUCAGAGAAGUAAGAUCGCUCUGGAGAGAGAACGUCUGGGAGCUGAGAGAAAAGAGAGGGAGCGGAGAUUUGAGCUUGAGAGCCAAGAGAGGCAGGUCAUCUUGGACCUUUUAAAAGAGAAGGUGCUGAAAGGCUGACAAAUUAAAACUUUAUCACCUGCAUUUUGAUGCAUUUCUUUUUAGUAAAUUUGCAGAGGUUGGGAGUGGGAGGGGCAAAGUUAUCCACUAAAAAGAGGAAGGAAUGCAGUGAAACUAGAAAUAAAAGAUUAUGAGCGUCAGAUACUGGUUACCUAGACAAAUGUGUGGAAUUGCUUGAAAAAGUGUUCAGACAUCUUAUUUAUGUGCACUUUCUUUUGUUUUAUAGUCUUAAACUGGUAAAAUUGGCUUUUCCUUAUCAAAGUACACUCAAUCAUUUAUUUUUACAGGACAAAACUGAUAAAAACCACCUGGCCUGUUUCCCCAGACAUAGUAAAACAUAGUGCUGGUAGCAUUAUGAAAUAGGGUCCAUAAAGAAUUUAAAUAUGAAUUUAAUUAUGCAUUUAAAAUGCAUUUUAGGGACUCCAAUUUACUGAAAACAAAGCCAGAUCCACCAGAAAUAUUGGAAUUAAGUUCAGAAAUCCAGGUGUGCGAAGGCUCUGAAUAUUUUUGCACAUAGAUUUGCAUUCAUUCAUUAGAAAUGAGCUAUAAAGCACUGAAAACAGCACAAAGUUUGGAGACUAAAAGCAGCUGCAGAACUGACAUACAGGUAAUGACAGCAUCUAUAACAAUCAGCCGGCACAAACUGCCCCACGCUAAUUAUUAUAAAUGUUAAGAGACUAGCUGAGUUUUAUUUCCCGUGACAGUCUGAAUUAGGUUUUUAUAGCACUGCAGUAGCUGAAAUUAAGUAAUGGAAAGGAUAAAUAGGCGUGGUGUGGCAUCUUAGGUGUGGUGAUCCACUGAGCCAGAACUGGCAGACAGGAUCAUUGUGUAUGUUCUGUUAUAAAAAGUCAAUAAAGCUAGCCUUUUCCUAGAAUGACACCAACAACAUUAUAAGCUCUUUUCAGAGAAUAUAAAAUUGUUUGCAGUGCUAGAAUGGGGAAAAAAAAGCAAACAUAAUAAAUACAUAAUAGCCUGUAUAUUUAGGAAAUUGGGGUUGUGGACCUAAAUGUUUCUUAGCUCUGUAGCAUUUACCCAGAUAAUUACUUUACAUAUGCCUUAUUAAACAUUUUCUAUCUGAAGGCAUUUUAAAAAACAUACAUAAAAAUAAAACUAUAUUUUACUGAACAAAUUGCUGUAUUUUGACUGGUAAGCACUUUUUAAUGCAAAAAUUCACACUAAAACAAGCCAUGAAGUCUUUCACCUUAUUCUUCAGAUUGUAAGAAUUGGGUUUUUUUUGUGUUCUUGAUAAAAAUUACUUUGUAAUAAAAUAUUAAUGAAUUGAUUAAUGAAAAGUUAGCACCCUUUUUGUAAGCAGUUGUUAAAGUUGCUAAUCCCUCGUAGGGAUCGGUCAGCCAUAAAAGUUACAAUAUAAGGUAGAUAUAUGUUCACAAUGCAGCACUUUUUAAAAAACAUUUUCUGCUGAUGUACACAUUGGUGUUUUUUUUAUGAUUACUUUAGUUUACAUGAUAGCACUACUGUGAAAUUAUAUAGAAAACAAACUUGACAUGUUAUUUUUCCUUACAGUGGGUCCCCACAAUGUGUUGUAUAAAAUAUAAGGCAGAUAAACAAAUUGUUUUAACCUAAAAAAGGCAAUGAUGUCUAUUCUGCAAAUAAAACAAAUAGUAAAGAGUGUUCGUGUGGCAGUUUAUAAUCAACAUUGUUUACAUUUACCCCCUCUUAUUCAAGCACAGUAUUUUUUAGAAUCAAAUGUACUACAUGUCAUAGUGCUGUUAUAAAGUGAUUCAUCAUCAUCAUACAUUAAUCUCCUAAAUAUUUAAACUCAUGAGGUGGAACAUCUUAGGUCUUGAAAAAAGGACCUUUUUGUGUGACCUCACAUGGAGCAAGCUACUUUCCCAUUAUAUGCAAGGUUGUGUUUACUAGGAAAUGUUACACAAAUUUGCAGACUGUUUACUAGAUUUGUUGUGUAACUACUAUAGUGAUGAGGGUAGUCACUUUUAGGUAACAUGUUUCUCUGUAUUUCUUCUCAUUUUCCAGAAAUGAAUUCUUUCCUUUGUUUUGCUUAUCAAAAUGGAGCUCAAAUGCAGACCUUGUCAGGAGGCAAUAGCACACACACACACACACACACACACACACACACACACACACACACACACACACACACACACACACACACACACAAACAAGCCAUGGGGAAAUUACUUGUCUAAGACAGUAACUUGUCUGUACAACCUGCACACAUGUACUAAAA
Haplochromis burtoni (Burton's mouthbrooder) is the source of this 3132-nucleotide messenger RNA. RefSeq names its product vicilin-like seed storage protein At2g18540. The record is from RefSeq and is a predicted model, not a curated record. The transcript has 7 exons. Bases 108 to 923 code for a protein of 271 amino acids. Lineage: Eukaryota; Metazoa; Chordata; Actinopteri; Cichliformes; Cichlidae.